This is a messenger RNA of Drosophila grimshawi, 26979 nucleotides long. RefSeq names its product twitchin (gene bent). Bases 151 to 26682 code for a protein of 8843 amino acids. The transcript has 45 exons. Gene Ontology annotation, molecular function: ATP binding; protein kinase activity; protein binding. NCBI's taxonomy places the organism in Eukaryota, Metazoa, Arthropoda, Insecta, Diptera, Drosophilidae. Gene Ontology annotation, biological process: protein phosphorylation. The record is from RefSeq and is a predicted model, not a curated record.
AGUAAUAGAUUAACACCCGUGGAGUUCACUUCGUUUCCACAGAAGGAACAUUUCUUGCUGUGUGCUUUGCAGUCAGUGUGUGAUCUGUAGUCUAGUUAGCUUAAGAGCCUGAGCCGUUGAAAACGAAAGCAGACAACGAGAUCCCUCAGCAUGGGGGUGGCUGAAGAUUUCGCUCCCAGCUUUGUGAAGAAGCCACAAUUGCAUCAGGAGGACGAUGGCAAUCGAUUGAUAUUUGAGUGCCAGCUGCUUUCGUCGCCCAAACCGGAUAUCGAAUGGUAUCGCAGCGAUAACAAACUAACAGAGGAUGCCCGUACCAAAUUUAAAAUCCAACCGAUCGGUGACAAUAAGUUUACCGUAGUAUUAGAGCUCGACGAUGUACUCGAAACCGAUGCUGGCCUCUACAAAGUCAAGGCUAAGAACAAAUCGGGCGAAGUUUCCGCAUCGAUUAAUUUAAAUUUCACACCUGCUGAUGAACCCAAAGAAAAACAAAUCGACGGUUUCGCGCCGACAUUCGCGAAAAAACCUGCCAUUCGACAAGAGGAAGAUGGAAAACGGCUUCUUUUUGAGUGCAGGGUUAAUGCAGAUCCCGUACCUAAUAUUACAUGGUUCCACAAUGGCACGCCCGUUCAGGAAUCACCCAGACAUAAGCUGACAAUUGAUAAGGAUGUCCACUCGUAUUUUGCAACACUGGAAAUACUAAAUGUCACAGUUGAGGAUGCUGGCAAAUACAAAGUGAAUGCAAAAAACGAACUGGGCGAAAGUAAUGCAACGAUCAGCCUGAACUUUGACAGCGACGAGGCUCCCGUACCGGAGAGCACUGAUGGAAUAAAGCCAACGUUUACGGAACGACCCGUCAUACGGCAGAGUGAGGAUGGCGGAAAUGUAACAUUUGAAUGUAGAUGCGUUGGAGAUCCCACUCCGACGGUUACAUGGUCACAUGGCGAGACUGUUUUGAGUGAGGGCAAACGGUAUCAAAUGUCCCUCACACUGGAUCAGAAACUAUAUCAUAUGGCCCGUUUAGAGAUAAGCAAUGUCGUCUCCACUGAUCAGGGCGAGUACAAGGCUCUCGCCAAGAAUAAACACGGCUCGGGCGUGGCAACGAUUAAUUUAAAUUUCGAAAGCGGCUCGAAAAAAAUACCGGAUGGUAAGUCUCCGCGUUUCCCCAAGAAACCGACGAUCCGCCAGGAGGAGGAUAUAUUGAUAAUGGAAUGCAUACUGGAAGCACAUCCGGUGCCGGACAUAACCUGGUAUUGCUCAGAUAAGCAGAUCGAUGAUAGCCAACGCACGAAAAUGACCCGCAAGGCGAUCACAAAAGAUAGCUACAUUCUGACUCUCGAGAUACUGAAUCCCACAAAGGAAGAUGGCGGCAAUUAUCGGUGCAAUGCCAUCAAUAUGUUUGGGGAAAGCAAUGCGAAUAUCGCGCUCAAUUUCCAAGGUGCCAACGAUGCAAAUGGAUUCGCGCCCUCUUUCAUCGAGAAGCCGAGAAUAAUACCGAACGAGACGGGUACUCUGAUAACGAUGAAGUGCAAGUGCAAGGCGAAACCGGAACCGACGGUUACCUGGUACCGGGGCCAAGAUCUCGUCGAGAAGAGCAAGAAAAUCAAGAUCAAUAGUAUUGUCAUCGCCGAAGACACCUACGAGCUGACGCUGGAAAUUAAGGAUCCCGGCGCAACGGAUGGCGGCACCUACAGAUGCAAUGUGAAGAACGAAUACGGCGAAUCGAAUGCGAAUCUCAAUCUGAAUAUCGAGGCGGAACCGGAACCGGAAGGCGAAGGACCCACAUUCAUUGAGAAGCCAAGGAUCAUAUCGGAAAACAAUGGCAAACUAGUCAUCAUGGAGUGCAAGGUGAAGGCCGAUCCCAAGCCGGACGUGGUCUGGUACCGCAACGGGGAGGUGAUCAAGGACACCAGCAAGCUGAAGAUGUCGAUGGAGCAGCGCGGAGAUCAAUACUAUAUCAAGCUAGAACUGAUUGAUCCACAGCUGGAGGACUCUGGUCUCUACAAGUGCAACAUCAAGAAUACACUGGGGGAACUCAACGCAAAUCUCACACUAAACAUUGAGAUUGUACCCGUGAUCAAGGACAAGCCGAAGAUCAUAAAGAUCAUCAAGAAGCGGACGGUUGUUAUCGAGUGCACAGUUGCCUCCAAGUUCGAGCCGAAGUGCACCUGGUACAAGGAGAUGAAUGUGGUAAAGGAGAGCAAACGGCUCGUUUACGUCGUAGAGAAGACGAAGGAGGGCGAGUUCGCCGUCAAGCUGGAGAUCAAUGAGGUGGAGGACAACGACAAGGGCGCCUAUAAGCUGAUAGCGAGCAACGAGAAGGGCGAGGCCGUGUCGCAAGUGGUGAAUUUGGUGGAUAUACCCGAGGAGGAGCGCAAACCCACCAAACCAGAAAUAGCUCGCAAACUAGUCGAUCAGAAGGUGAUCGAAUCGAAGACGUUCGAGCUGUUAAUCAGCUUAAAACAGGCGGAUCGCAAAUGCAAAAUCGAAUGGUUUAAGGGCAGCACCGUCAUUAAGGAGACAAAGGAUGUGACAACAACGUUUGAUGGAACCACAGCCCGACUGACAUUCAGCAGCGCCAAAUCGGAGCAUACCUCAAACUAUAAGGUUAUCGUUAGCAACGAGGCGGGCAAGGAUGAGUCCAGCUGCAAGGUGACCGUCGAAAAGAAGGGCAAGAAGAAGGAUGACAAGGAGGAGGAGAAGGAGGAGGAGGCCGAAAAGAAAAGCAAGCAAGGAACUGCGGAACAAAUUGCUCUCAAAAAGGUUGAACGCAAAGCCAGUGUUGUGUCACUCCAAGAGGAAUCCAUUUCCGAGGUGCGUCGCAAGUCGAUAAUUAAAACGCAGCAGGAAACAACGGAAGAGGAUACAAAAAUGGUGUCCAGAAAAUCAUCGCUGGCGAUUGAAGAUUCCGUUUCGGAAUCGCGUCGCUCAUCUGUGGUGGAUAAAAAGGCGCUUGAGCAAUUGGAGAGCAAACAAAUCGAUGCCAACAAAAAUCCGCAAGCUCUCAAGGAAGAAAUACCAAAACUGAAACCGGCCGAGAAACGACGCGUUUCAAAGCCGAUGGAAGAGGCAAAGCCCGCCGAAGAGUUGCCAAAGCUGCGCAAAACUUCCGUCGCCCAGCCGAAGGAGGAGUCCAAAGCCGAUGCAGCCAAGCCGAAGGCGAAGGCAAAACCGAAGGCCAAACCGAAAUACGAAGAGUUGCCCGAAAUACCCGAUUACGAGCGACCCGAACUAGAAAAAUAUGAGAAAUCUGAUUUUGUGCCGAGCGAUUUUGCACGCGAUUUGGAAAUACCAAAUAAAAUGGAGAAACCGCUGGUGGAAACGCCUAAAAAGGAGGCGGAAAAAGCACCACAGAAAAAUGGACUGCCAAUGAAAUCGGAGAUUGUCGAACAGCCGAUGGAGGAGCCGAAGGGUCUCAAGCUUGGCAAAGGCAAACUGCCUAACGACGAAGACACGAGGGAUGGUGCAACCCUAAGACCCGUUAUUGUCGAACCAGAGAAAGACAAGCAAAAUGCAGACGCUGAUAACGAGGCCGAUAAGCCAUCUCUGAUGGAUAUAAUCAGGCAGCGACGUCGCUCUUCUGUCCGCAAUCUGAUGACCAAGGAACCAAUAAGAAACGAGUCCUUCCUUGGCGUCGUCCUCAAGCCAGUCAUAAGAGAUGCCAAAGAGCAAGCAGAACCCCAACAAGCCAAGCAAUUACUUAAGGCAAAUGCCACGGAGCAAUUUAAUCCGACGAAGGCGAGCAAAGCGCAAAUAUCGGAUUUGAAAAAACCCGAGGGCCUGGCAACCCUAGUCGAUGAUUAUAAGCGGCCGCAGUUAGAGAAAUAUGAACGUACCGAUAUCGAGAAAUCGAAGCCAGAGAAAACCACACCAAUCAUUAUUCCCCCGGAACCCCAAAAGACCCCGGAACUCAAAAUAUCCGAUGAAAAUCAAAAGGAUGACAAACCGAAGAUGUCCAAAAUGCAGCCGCCGGCGCCGGGUGAACCGCCCAAAAUCGAGGUCAUCCGCGAGAAGCGUCCAUCCCUGGCACCCGAAGUUCCCAGUCGUCGUGGCUCAUUGGUACCGCCCGCCGACACCGGUCGCCGUCCUUCAUUGAUCAUCAAUGACGAGAAGAAACUCCGCCCAGGCGAAGUGAUGGACACAAGGUUGUUGAGGCCAGGCGAGGUUGGUGAAGGACAGCAAAAGCAACAGCGACCUGGCGAAAUGGGGGAUACGAAACAGCGGAGACGUCCUUCGAUCGAUGUGCGCAGACCGAGCGUUCAGGAUUUGGAGGAUCUAAUCAAUAAGCCGUCGACGCCAUUGAAAGAUAUCGGCGAUGGCUGCCCCCCAACAAUUAUCGAUGUGCAGGAAUCCUAUUCGGCGGUCGAAGACUCGACUGCGUAUCUUACGGUCGGAGUCGAGGGCAGUCCAGCGCCGACCUUCAAGUUCUACAAGGGCGUUAGCGAGAUCCUCGAGGGCGGUCGCUACAAGUUCUUGACGGAUGGGCAGACGAACACGAUCACGCUGUGCAUGAGGAAGUGCAAACCGAACGAUGAGAGCAAAUACAAGAUUGUCGUAUCGAAUAUACACGGCGAAGAUUCGGCCGAGAUGCAAUUAUAUGUUUCCGAUUCGAGUGGCAUGGAUUUCCGUGCGAUGCUCAAGAAACGUCGUUAUCAAAAAUGGGACAAAGAUGAGCAGGAUCCCAAUUGGGGUGAUCUCAAAGAAACUGAAAAACCAUUGCCGGCUUUAAAGAAAGUCGAAAGGAAGGUAGAAUCGUUCCUUAGUCCACUAAUCGAUCAGUUCGCUAAGGAGGGCAAGGAUAAGAAGGUUGUAUUUGAGGCGAGAUUCAGCAAACCCAAUUGCAAACCCAAAUGGCUAUUCCGCAAGGAUGAAGUUUUCACAGGCAGCAAAUUCAAGUUCAAGCAAGAGAAUGAUACAUAUCAAUUGAUUAUUACCGCACCCAAAGUCGACGAUACGGGCAAGUAUACAAUUGAGAUCGGUGGCGUCUCCAGCACUGCGUUCCUCAACGUCGAAGAAGCAGAUCCUUCGUACAACUUCACCAAGCCGCUCAAGAAGAAGCUGGAAGGAUUCACCAGGCACGAGACGACUUUAGAGUGUUCGGUUAGCAGCAGCAUGGCGAAUGUGCACUGGUUCAAGGAUAAUAAGAAAAUUGAAUCGGAUGACGCUCGCUUCCUGAUCUCCAAGGACAUCAAUGGCAAUCUUAAGCUGAUUAUCAAGGAGUCCGUGCUAGAGGAUUCCGGCCAAUACAGAUGUCAAUUGGACAAGCAGCCGGACAAGACGGAAUGUGCCCUGAAAAUAAUCGAAUAUCCGUAUAAAUUUGUCAAGGUUUUGAAAUCGCAGCAGUGCAUCGAGAAGGAUACGAUUACCUUGGCCUGCGAGCUGGAUGAUGCCCAGGGCGAUGUGCAGUGGUUCCGCAACGAUGAGGAAAUCAAACCCGACAAACGCAUGCAGGUCAUCAAGGAUGGCCGCAAACGCAAGCUGGUCAUCAAGGACUGCAAGGUCACCGACGCAGGACAAUUCAAGUGCACCACGAAUGCCGAUAAGACGGAUGCCGAAAUUAUCAUCAAUUAUCAAAAUCGCUUUAAUAAGAAGCUCAAGGACACGGAUGCCGUGGAGCGUGAGAAACUGGUGUUCGACAUUGAGCUGCAGGAUCAAACGGCUCCCUGCGACUGGAAAUUCAAUGGGGAACCCAUUGUACCGAACGAGCGCAUCGAAAUCAAGAACUUGGGCGGUGGCAAGCAUCAGUUGGUGUUUAACAACCUGGAGUUGACGGAUGUGGGUGAGAUUACCUGUGAAUCGGGCCAGCUGAACUCCAGUUGUAAGUUAUCGGUGCGCAAGGGCGAAAGCAGGCCGAAUAUCGAUUGUCCCGAUGACUUUGCGGGGCCGAUAAGUGCGCCAGUUAUCGUCGAGGUGCCAUACAAAGUUAGCGGCACCAAACAAUCACCCGUCGAGGCCAAGUUGAUCAAGGAUGGCAAACCGUUGCCCGUCAAGGAUGUUGAGGUGGCCGUCACCGAUGACAAGGUCACGUUUAAGAUUAAGAAACCUUCGCGUGACUUAUCGGGUCCCUAUCAAAUAAAGAUAUCGAAUGCACAAGGCGAAGAUACCAAGGAUGUGAAUAUAAUAUGCCAGGAUGCGCCAACGCCACCGCAGGACGUGGAUGUCACGGACAUUUAUCAGACAUCGUGUGUGGUGAAGUUUAAGAAGCCGGAAGACGAUGGAGGCACACCGAUAACCAAAUACGUUAUCGAACGGCAAGAUUUGAGCAAGAAACAGGGCUGGGAGCCUGUCGCUGAGGUUCUGCCGACGGAGCCAUGCCUCAAGAAGAUUGAGGACCUGAUGCCUAAGAAACAAUACAGAUUCCGUAUACGUGCUGUGAACAAGAUCGGUCCCUCAGACCCAGCCACCUUCAAGAACUCGAUACUCGCCAAAGAUCCCUGGGACGAACCCGGCAAACCCAAAGACGUUGAUCUAACCGACUGGGACAAGGAUCACGCGGACCUCAAAUGGGAGGCACCUGAUAGCGAUGGCGGUGAUCCCAUCACAGCCUAUAUUGUCGAAUACAAAGAGAAAUUCUCAAAUGAUUGGGUUACGGGCAAAGAGGUGCCUGGAGAUGCCCGGGUGGCUACGGUGGACGGGCUGAAGGAGGGACAGCAGUACGAAUUUCGAGUCCGUGCUGUUAAUCGAGCUGGUCCCGGUGAACCCAGUGACAAGACGAAGGCCAUCAUUGCCAAGUGCCGUUUCGUCAAGCCGUUCCUCGUCGGAGACGGUCUCAAGAACAUCACAGUUAAGAAGGGUCAAACUGUGCGCUACGACAUUAAAUACGACGGUGAACCGGAACCGGCAGCGAGCUGGUUCAAAGCGAAUGAACCACUUAAAUUUGAUAAUCAACGCAUUUGCUUGGAGCAACUCGAGCGCAACUCGGCAAUGACCAUAAAAAAGGCCAUACGCAAGGAUACCGGCAAAUAUAAGCUGGUGUUGACCAACACUUCCGGCACCAUUGAGUCGGAGGCGCAGGUUAUCGUCCUGGAUCGUCCUUUGGCGCCCGGCGGCCCCUUCGAGCCGGAGGAGGUGCGCGCCAACCAUAUAAAGAUGAAGUGGAAACGCCCCAUCGACGACGGUGGCUGCGAGAUAACCGGUUAUGCCCUGGAGCGCAUGGAUGAGGAAACAGGUCGCUGGAUACCCGCCGGGGAGGUGGGACCCGAUGCCACCUCCUUCGACUUCAAGGGUCUGACGCCGAACAAAAAAUACAAGUUCCGCGUGAAGGCUAUCAACAAGGAGGGCGAAUCGGAGCCGCUGGAAACAACCGAUGCCAUUGUGGCCAAGAAUCCCUACGAUCCACCAAGUCCGCCCAGUCAACCCGUCAUCGAUGACUAUGACAACAAGAGUGUCAUGCUCAAGUGGAAGCGACCUCCUUCCGAUGGUGGUCGUCCGAUUACCCACUAUGUUGUCGAGCUCAAGGACAAAUUCUCACCCACGUGGAGUGAGGUGACGAAAACGGAGGAUCCCACACCGGAGUGUAAGGUUGAGGGUCUCAAGGAGAAAAUGGUCUAUCAGUUCCGCGUGCGCGCCGUGAAUAAAGCGGGUGCCUCGGAACCCUCACAGCCCACCGACAAUCAUCUCUGCAAGCACAAAAAUCUUAAGCCACAGAUUGAUCGAUCAACAUUCAAGCGAAUGACGAUCAAGAGUGGUCGCACCCACAAAUGGUCCGUAGAUGUUACUGGUGAGCCCGUACCAGAAUUGCACUGGAGUUGGCGCGACGAUGUACCGUUAACGACAGGAGAUAGGAUCAGUAUCGAGAAUAUCGAUUAUCAUACCGAUUUUGUAAUAACAAAUCUGAAGCGUAAGGAUAGCGGUUUCUACACGCUGAAGGCGGAGAAUCGCAACGGUGUCGAUCGCGAGACAGUUGAGCUGGUAGUGCUGGGCAAGCCCAGUUCGCCGAAGGGUCCUCUCGCUGUCAGCGAUGUGACCGCAACCGGUUGCAAGCUGCAGUGGAAGAAGCCCGAGGAUGAUGGCGGUGUGCCCAUCAAGGAGUACGUUGUCGAGAAAAUGGACACCGCCACAGGUAAAUGGGUGCGCGUGGGUCGCUCGCCAGGCGAGAAGGAACCGCCCAGCUUCGAUGUAGCCGGUCUGAAUCCCGGCUCGGAGUACAUGUUUCGUGUCACCGCUGUGAACGAGGAGGGUGAAUCGGAACCGUUGACUACGCUAGUGGGCAUUGUGGCCAAGGAUCCGUUCGAUGAGCCCAACAAACCGGGCACUCCCGAAGUUACGGACUAUGACAAUCAGAGUGUCAGCUUGAAGUGGACGGCGCCCAAUAAUGAUGGCGGUGCUCCCAUCCAGAAAUACAUCAUCGAGAAGAAGGACAAGAACAAGCCAGAGUGGGAGAAGGCCCUCGAGAUACCAGGUGAUCAGCUGGAGGCAACUGUCGCCGGUCUGCAGGAGUACGGCGAAUACCAGUUCCGUGUGAUUGCCGUGAACAAAGCGGGUCCAUCGGCUCCAUCCGAUGCAAGUGUGCCUCAGAUUGUCAAGUACAAGAAGUUGAAGCCGCGCAUUGACAGAACAAACCUGAAACCACUGCUAAUACGUGCUGGCAAACCUAUUAAAUACGAUGUGAACGUACGAGGCGAACCCGUGCCGACGAUCAUUUGGUAUCAAAACGAUAAAGAGCUUAAGCCGGAGGAGUUGCCAAGCAACAUCGAGAUCCAGAAUAUACCCCAUAAUACGAAGAUAGCGAUUAUCGAUGCUGUGCGCAAGCAUACGGGCACCUAUAAGAUCCGAGCCGUAAACGAGCACGGUGAGGAUGAGGCGACCGUCGAGGUCAAUGUGCUGGGACCACCCGGUAAGCCGAGGGGUCCUCUAGUCGUCAAGGAUAUUACGAAGGAUGGCUGCAAAUUGAAGUGGCAGAAGCCGGAAGAUGAUGGCGGCAAACCGAUAACCAGUUACCAGGUCGAGAAAUUCGAUAAGAAACAGGGUCGUUGGGUGCCGGUCGGUCGUACCUCCGGCAAUGAUACCGAACUUGAUGUCAAGGGCCUGCAGGAAGGCCAUGAGUAUCAGUUUCGGGUCAAGGCCAUCAACGAGGAGGGCGAAUCCGAACCUCUGGAGACCGAUGGCAGCAUUGUGGCGAAAAAUCCCUAUGAUGCUGCCACCAAGCCAGGCACACCCAAAAUCGAUGAUUAUAAUGAGCAUAUGGUUAAAUUGAAAUGGGAACCGCCCAAAGACGAUGGCGGUGCUCCGAUUAUCGGUUAUGUUAUCGAAAAGAAGGAUAAAUUCUCUCCCAUUUGGGAUGAAGUGCUCACCACAAAUAGCCCUACACCCGAGGCAACUGUCGAUGGCCUUACCGAGGGCAAUGUGUAUCAGUUCCGUGUACGGGCUCUCAACAAGGCCGGAACCAGCGAACCCAGCGACGCAACCGAGCCGCAUUUGGCCAAGCCCAGAAAUCUCAAGCCAAGCAUAAAUCGCGAGAAAAUGAAACCGAUCAAGGUGCGUGCUGGUAACACUGUUAAGUUCGAUGUGGAUGUCAAGGGUGAACCCGCGCCAACUUUGACCUGGUAUUUCAAGGAAAAGGACCUAACGCCCAGUGGACAAGUGCGCCUGGACAAUGAGGAUUACAACACAAAGUUAACGCUGUUGGAUACAGCUCGAAAAGACAGUGGCAUCUACAAACUGAAGGCGGAGAAUAUUAAUGGCGUCGAUGAGGCCGAAGUGGAAGUGAUUAUCCUGGAUAAGCCGGGCAAACCGGAGGGUCCUUUGGAGGUCUCCGACAUACACAAAACCGGCUGUAAAUUGCAGUGGAAGAAACCAAAGGAUGAUGGCGGUGUUCCCAUUACGGGCUAUGCUGUUGAGAAAAUGGAUACGGCUACGGGUAAAUGGGUGCCAGCUGGCACCGUUGAUCCCGCUAAGAUGGAGCUGGAUGUGAAAGGUCUCGAUCCCAAUCAUCGCUAUCAGUUCCGUGUUAAGGCUAUCAACGAGGAGGGUGAAUCGGAACCACUCGAGACCGAGUCAGCAAUCACUGCCAAGAAUCCAUUCGAUGCCUCGGCACCGCCCGGUCUACCCGAGAUUGAGGAUUGGGAUGAGCAUCAUGUGAAACUGAAAUGGGAACCACCCAUUCGUGAUGGUGGCUCUCCCAUUACCAACUACAUCAUUGAGGUAAUGGACAAGGACUCCGGUGAGUUCGUCAAGGCCGCCGAGACGGAGGGACCCAUCUGCAAGGGUGUCGUUAAGAAACUAGAGGAGGGCCAACAGUACAAGUUUCGUGUGCGUGCGGUGAACAAAGCGGGUCCCUCUGAGCCAUCCGAACAGACCCAUUGGCAUACGGCCAAACCACGUUUCUUGAAACCGCACAUUGAUCGCACUAACCUGAAACCCGUUAUAGUCAAGGCCGGCCUCUCGAUCAGUCUGGACAUCAAUGUGAGGGGUGAGCCUGCACCAAAAAUCGAGUGGACCUUCAAUGGUCUGCCCGUCGUGAGUGACGAGGAAGGUGUUAAGAUCGAUAGCGUCGAUUACAAUACCAAGUUCUUUGUGAUGCGUGCCAAGCGUCCACAAAGUGGUAAAUACACCAUCCGAGCCAGCAAUGAGGUGGGUGAAGAUGUGGCCGAGUUAGAGGUGUCUGUGCUGGGUAAACCGGGCAAGCCAAAGGGUCCGCUCCAAGUAAACGACAUCACCAAGCACAGUUGCAAGCUGAAGUGGGAGAAGCCCGAGGAUGAUGGCGGCGCACCCAUCGAUUACUAUGAGAUCGAGAAACUCGAUCCACAUACGGGCCAAUGGUUGCCAUGCGGCAAGAGCUCCGAACCGGAGGCCAAGGUUAUUGGUUUGCACGAAGGCAAGCCGUACAAGUUCCGCGUGCGCGCCGUCAACAAGGAGGGCGAAUCGGAACCACUUGAAACGGAGAAACCGAUCAUUGCCAAGAAUCCGUUCGAUGAGCCGGAUAAACCGGGUCGUCCCGAACCCACCAAUUGGGAUAAGGAUUUCAUCGAUCUGGCUUGGAAUCCCCCCAAAAGCGAUGGUGGUGCUCCCAUCCAAAAGUACAUCAUUCAAAUGCGCGACAAGUCCGGCAGGGGUUGGGUAGAUGCCGCGACUGUACCGGGUGACAAGACCAAAGGUACUGUGACGGGCGUGGAAGAGGGACAUGAAUACGAAUUCCGUGUUGUGGCCGUGAACAAGGCCGGUCCCAGCGAACCGAGCGAUGUGUCAAAGUCGGUGGUGGCCAAGCCACGUUUCCUGGCGCCGCACAUCGAUCGCAAGAAUCUGCAGAAGAAGAUAAUGCGCAGCGGCCAAAUGCUCCACAUGGAUGCGGCUGUGAAAGCCGAGCCUCCUGCAAAGAUAACGUGGACCUACAACGGAGCCGAGAUCAAGUCUGGUGAACACGUCAAGAUCGAGAAUGAGGAAUAUAAAACGACAUUUAUAAUGCCGAAAGUGAAGCGGGCCGACAAGGGCACCUAUAUUGUUACGGCCAAGAACGAUUCCGGCGUAGAUACCGUUGAGAUUGAGCUAGAGGUGCUCUGCAAGCCCAGCAAGCCAAAGGGUCCGCUGGCAGUCAGCGAUGUCAAAGCGGAGAAUGUCCAUCUGAAGUGGGAUAAGCCCGACGAUGAUGGCGGCGAACCAAUCGAGCAUUAUGUUGUGGAGCGCAUGGAUACGGAAACGGGUCGUUGGGUACCGGUGUUGACCACGAAAACGCCAGAAGCGGAUGUUACGGGUCUGACCGAGGGCAAGGAGUAUCUAUUCCGCGUGAAAGCCGUAAACAGUGAAGGUGAAUCGGAGCCACUAGUAACGGACAUACCUGUUACGGCCAAGAAUCCGUACGAUGCAGCGGACACGCCAGGCAAACCCCAGGUUACGGAUUGGUCUGCGCAUCAUGCGGAUCUCAAGUGGCGUGCACCAGAAGAUGAUGGUGGUGCUCCCAUUACCGGGUAUAUCGUUGAGAAGAAGGACAACAAUACGGGCAAAUGGCAAAAGGUGCUCGAGACAAAUACGCCGGAUUGCAAGGCACGGGUCAAUGAUCUAAUUGAGGGCACCAAAUACCAAUUCCGCGUCAAGGCCGUCAACAAAGCUGGACAAAGUAAACCUUCCGAGGCAUCUGAUCAGAUGACGGCUAAGGAUCGGUUUGCACCACCCAAAAUCGAUAGAACCAAUAUUAAAGAUAUUACAGUUAAGGCCGGACAACAUAUACGCUAUGACAUCAAGGUGUCCGGUGAACCACCAGCGUCAAAGACCUGGUUCCACAACAAGGCACGCAUUGGCCAAGAUGAUUUCAACGUCGACAUGGAACCCUAUCGCACCAAGUUAGCCGUACCCUUUGCCAAGCGAAUGCAUACCGGAAAGUACACAAUUAAGGCGGAAAAUGAUUCCGGACAUGAUGAGGCCUCUUUUGAGGUAACAGUGCUCGACAAGCCCGCACCACCCGAGGGUCCUUUGCGGGUCACCGAUGUGCACAAGGAGGGCUGCAAGCUGAAGUGGAAUCCACCGUUGGACGAUGGUGGUUUGCCCAUCGAGCAUUAUGUGUUGGAAAAAAUGGAUGUAGAAUCGGGUCGUUGGCUGCCUUCUGGUCGCUUCAAGGAACCCUUCGCUGAGCUGAACAACCUCGAACCGGGCCACGAGUACAAGUUCCGUGUGCUGGCCGUAAAUACGGAGGGUGAAUCGGAACCGCUGCUUGGCGACCAAACGAUAGUGGCCAAGAAUCCGUUCGAUGAGCCGGGCAAACCGGGCACGCCAGAGCCAGUCGAUUGGGACAAGGAUCGUGUGGAUUUGGUUUGGCGACCGCCGCACAACGAUGGCGGCUCUCCGAUUACGGCGUAUGUGGUAGAGAAACGUGAGAAGGGCACCGACAAGUGGAUUAAGGGCGCCGAGAUCUCAGCACCAACUCUGGAUGAGGAGUGCAAGGCGACAGUGCCCAAUCUGGACGAGAACUGCGAGUACGAGUUCCGUGUCAAGGCGAUCAAUGCUGCCGGACCCGGCGAACCUUCAGACGCCAGCAGAUCCGUCAUUACCAAGCCCAGAAAACUUUCCCCCAAAAUCGAUCGGAAGAAUAUACGCACCUAUAAUGUCAAGGCUGGCGAGCCGAUAUUCCUGGACAUUAAUGUGAGCGGUGAACCCGCUCCGGAAAUUAGCUGGACCCAAAAUGGCAAGUCCGUGUAUUCUACAUCGGGCAGUUGCAUCGAGAAUGUGCCGUACAACACCAAAUAUAUUAACAAUAAUCCGGAACGCAAGGAUACGGGUCUCUACAAGAUUGUUGCACACAAUUUGUACGGCCAGGAUCACGUCGAAUUUCAAAUAAAUAUAAUCACCAAGCCUGGCAAACCGGAGGGUCCUUUGGAGGUGUCCGAUGUGCACAAGGAUGGCUGCAAAUUGAAAUGGAAGAAGCCCAAGGACGAUGGCGGCGAGCCCAUCGAUAGCUAUUUGGUGGAAAAAUUCGAUCCGGAUACGGGCAUUUGGUUGCCCGUGGGUAAGAGUGAUGUGCCCGAGAUGAAUGUGGAUGGCUUAAUACCCGGACACGAGUACAAAUUCCGUGUGAAGGCAGUGAACAAGGAAGGCGAAUCCGAGCCGCUGGAAACACUGGGCUCGAUUAUUGCCAAAGAUCCAUUCACUGCACCGUCGAAGCCUGGCGCACCUGAACCCACCGAUUGGACAGCGAACAAAGUGGAACUGGCUUGGCCGGAGCCCGCCUCGGAUGGUGGUUCACCGAUCACGGGUUACAUUAUCGAGAUUAAGGACAAAUAUAGUCCGCUGUGGGAGAAGGCACUUGAAACGGAUACGCCAAGUCCGCUGGCCACCGUAAAUGGUCUGAUCGAGGGCAAUGAGUAUCAGUUCCGAGUGAUUGCCUUGAACAAGGGCGGUCAAUCGGAACCUUCGGAGGCCAGCAAGACCUUCAUAGCCAAGCCUCGCUAUUUGGCGCCCAAGAUCGAUCGUCGCAAUUUGCGGGAUGUGACAAUUUCGGCGGGUACGGCUCUCAAAUUGGAUGCCGUAAUUACGGGUGAGCCCGCACCGAAAGUGGACUGGAAAUUCUCCAAUUAUCCCCUGCAAACGGGCAAGAAUGUUACGAUAGAAACACCCGAUUACUAUGCGAAGCUUGUCAUACGUCCCACACAGCGUGGCGAUUCCGGCGAAUAUUUGAUUACGGCCGUAAACAGUUCCGGCAAAGAUAGCGUGCUGAUCAAUGUGAAUAUAACCGAUAAGCCAACGCCGCCAAAUGGUCCGCUGCAGAUCGCCGAUGUCCACAAGGAGGGCUGCCACCUGAAGUGGAAGCGACCCACGGACGAUGGUGGCACGCCCAUUGAGUACUUUCAGAUCGAUAAACUCGACCCGGAGACGGGCUGUUGGCUGCCCUGCGCCCGUUCGACGGAACCACAAGCUGAUGUUACGGGUCUAACGCCCGGCAAUGAAUACAAGUUCCGUGUAUCCGCCGUAAAUGCUGAGGGUGAAUCUGCCCCACUGGUUGGGGAGGAAUCGAUUAUAGCCAAGAAUCCGUUUGAUGAGCCGGGCAAGCCGGAGAAUCUACGGCCAACCGACUGGGAUAAGGAUCACAUCGAUUUGGCAUGGACACCGCCACUCAACGACGGUGGUUCACCCAUCACCGGUUAUCUGGUAGAGAAGAAGGACAAAUACGGGCACUGGGAGAAGGCGCUAGAAGUGCCAGCGGAUCAGUGCAAGGCAACCGUGCCAGACCUGACCGAGGGCCAGGCCUACGAAUUCCGGGUGAGUGCCAUCAAUGCAGCGGGUCCCGGCGAACCUUCCGAUGCGACGGCCCCAAUUGUGGCCAAGGCGCGGAACAAGCCACCCGUUAUCGAUCGUUCCAAUUUGAUUGAGGUACGCAUCAAGGCCGGACAGGCAUUCAGCUUCGAUUGCAAGGUGUCCGGCGAACCGGCGCCCAAAACAAAAUGGCUGCUCAAGAAAAAGGAACUCUACACUAAAGAUAACGUUAAGGUUAACCAUGUGGACUACAACACCAAGCUGAAGGUGAGCAAUGCAACACGAUCCGAUACGGGUCUGUAUACGGUGCACGCGGAGAACGCUAACGGGGAGGAUAGUGCGGAUGUUAAGGUUACAGUCAUCGAUAAACCGUCGCCGCCAAAUGGUCCGCUCAAGGUGGAGGAUGUGCAUGCGGAGGGCUGCACUCUGAAGUGGAGUCCACCCGAUGAUGAUGGUGGUCAGCCCAUUGACAGCUAUGUGGUCGAGAAAUUGGAUGAAGUGUCGGGUCGUUGGGUGCCCGCCGGCGAGACCGACGGACCAACGACCAGUCUGCACGUGAAGGGACUCACGCCGGGCCACAAAUACAAGUUCCGUGUGCGCGCAAAGAAUCGCCAGGGGUUGUCCGAUCCGCUGACAACGCCACACGCCUCUGAGGCCAAGAAUCCCUACGACGAGCCCAGUAAACCGGGCACACCUACCAUCAAGGACUUCGACAAGAAUUUCGUCGAUCUGGAGUGGACAAAACCGGAGAGCGACGGCGGAUCGCCGAUCAGUGGUUACAUCAUCGAGAAACGCGAUAAAUACGCGCCCGAUUGGGAGAAGUGCGCCGAGAUUGAGGGCAAUGUGACCAGUGGACACGUGCCUGACUUGAUUGAGGGCGUCAAAUACGAGUUCCGUGUACGGGCCGUAAAUAAAGCGGGUCCGGGCGUACCCAGUGACCCCACGGAACCCCAUGUGGCCAGACCCAAGAAUCUGGCGCCCAAAAUCGAUCGGAAUUUCAUGUUGGACAUCAAAAUACGGGCGGGAAAUGUUUUCGAAUUCGAUGUGCCGGUGUCGGGUGAACCGAUACCCAGCAAGGAGUGGACGCACGAGGACAACAUGGUCAUCAACACGGAUCGCGUGAAGAUCAACAACAACGAUGAACGCACCAAACUACGCAUACUCGACGCCAAGCGAGCGGACACUGGCCAAUAUACGCUAGUGGCACGCAAUAUAAAUGGCGUGGACAGGCAUACGGUUAAGGUGACCGUGCUGGAUGUGCCUAGUCCGCCGGAGGCACCGCUUCGCGGCGAUGACAUCACCAAGAACUCAUUGACGCUGCGCUGGCGACCACCGCGCGACGAUGGCGGCUCCGAGAUCACCCACUAUGUUGUGGAGAAAAUGGACAAUGAGGCGAUGCGGUGGGUGCCCGUGGGCGAGUCUGCCGGCUGCGAAAUCCGUGCGGACAACCUCAUCGAGAACCAUGACUACAACUUUAGAGUGCGUGCGGUGAAUAAGCAGGGUCAGUCGCAACCACUGACCACCAGUCAGGCCAUCACUGCCAAGGAUCCCUAUGCACAUCCGGACAAGCCCGGUCAGCCGCAGGCUGUCGACUGGGGGAAGAACUUUGUGGAUCUGGAGUGGGCGGCGCCCAAGAGAGACGGUGGUGCACCCAUUACUGGCUACAUAGUCGAGAAGCGGCCCAAGUUCGGCCAAUGGGAGCGAGCGGCAACGAUACCCGGGGAGGAGCGCAAGGCGCACAUACCGGAUCUAACCGAUGGCGGGGAGUACGAGUUCCGUGUGAUUGCCGUGAACAAGGCGGGUCAAUCGGAUCCCUCGGAUCCCUCUGCUACAGUCAUCUGCAAGCCCCGUUUCCUGGCGCCCCACUUUGACAAGUCGUUGCUCAACGAUAUCACGGUUCACGCCGGAAAGCGACUGGGCUGGACUCUGCCCAUCGAAGCCUCGCCGCGUCCCAGCAUCAAGUGGCUAUACAAUGGCCAGGAGAUGCCGUUGACGGAGCAGACGCGCAUCCAAUCGAAUCUGUUCCAGAACGAGCUCAGCUUUGAGAUACCCUCGGCGCAGCGCAGCGAUGAGGGUCGCUACACGCUGAUUCUGAAGAACGAACACGGCUCCUUUGACGCGUCCGCACAUGCCACCGUCUUGGAUCGUCCGUCGGUGCCGAAGGGUCCGCUAGACAUCAGCAAGAUAACUAGAGAUGGCUGCCACCUGGCAUGGCAGGUACCCGAGGACGAUGGUGGCUCCCCCAUUCUGCACUACAUCAUCGAAAAAAUGGAUUUGUCGCGUGGCACCUGGUCGGAUGCGGGCAUGAGCACGCAUCCCGUGCAUGACGUGACCCGGCUGGUGCACCGCAAGGAGUACCUCUUCCGGGUGAAGGCAGUGAAUGCCAUCGGGGAAUCGGAGCCACUCGAAGCCGCCAAGAGCAUUGUGGCCAAAAACGAGUUCGAUGAACCCGAUGCGCCUGGCAAACCCAACGUAACCGACUGGGAUCGCGACCACGUCGAUCUGCAGUGGGCGGCACCCAAGUCGGAUGGCGGCGCACCGCUCACCGAGUACAUCAUCCAGAAGAAGGAGAAGGGCAGUCCCUACUGGAUCAAUGUGGUGCAUGCCCCACCCAAUAAGACCACGGCAACCGUACCGGAACUCGUUGAGGGUCAGGAAUACGAGUUCCGCAUUAUUGCCGUGAAUCAGGCGGGUCAAUCGGAACCCUCGGAACCCUCCGACAUGAUUAUGGCCAAGCCACGCUAUCUGGCGCCCAAGAUAAUCACGCCCCUGCACGAGGUGCGAAUCAAGGCGGGCCUAAUCUUCCACAUCGACAUUGAUUUUAUUGGCGAACCGGCGCCGGAGGCUAUCUGGACACAUAAGAAUAAUCCACUAACCUCCAAUGAGCGCUCUACCAUCACCACAAUUGGCCACCAUACGGUGGUGCACACCGUCAACUGCCAGCGUGGCGAUUCCGGGAUUUAUCAUCUACUAUUGCGCAACGAUUCCGGCAUUGAUGAGGGCAGCUUUGAGCUGAUCGUGCUGGAUCGUCCUGGUGCGCCAGAGGGACCUCUGCAAUACGAGGAAAUCACCGCCAAUUCGGUGACAGUUUCAUGGAAACCGCCCAAGGACAACGGUGGCUCCGAAAUCUCUGCAUACGUCAUUGAAAAGCGGGACUUGACGCAUGGCGGUGGGUGGGUGCCGGCCGUUAAUUAUGUGAAUGCCAAGUAUAAUCAUGCGGUAGUACCGCGUCUGUUAGAGGGUACCAAAUACGAGUUCCGCGUCAUGGCUGAGAAUCUACAGGGUCGCUCCGAUCCGCUGACUUCCGAGCAGCCCGUUGUGGCCAAGAAUCAGUACACGGUGCCGGGUGCACCCGGGAAGCCGGAGUUGUCCGACAGCGACAAGGAUCACAUUACGAUCAAGUGGAAGCAGCCGAUUAGUAAUGGUGGCUCGCCCAUUCUCGGCUACGAUAUUGAGCGGAGGGAUGUGAAUACGGGUCGCUGGCUCAAGUUGAACGCUGAACCCGUGCCCACAACGGAAUACCGUGAUGAUCGCGUCACGCCCAAUCAUCAGUACGAGUAUCGCGUGUCCGCCGUAAAUGCGGCGGGCAACAGUAAGCCUUCCGAACCCUCCACAACACUCAGCGCUCGCCCAAUGCGCGAGAAGCCAAAGUUGCACUUGGACGGCCUGCUAGGCAGAAGGAUUAAGGUGCGUGCUGGCGAACCGGUUAAUGUGAAUAUACCCAUAUCGGGUGCACCAACGCCGACCGUCGAAUGGAAACGUGGUGACCUCAAAUUACCGGAGUCCAAGAAGGUCUCAUACGACACGAAUUCAGAGCGUACGAUAUUCCGCAUUGAUGAUUCGACGCGACAAGAUUCAGGCGUAUAUAAGGUAACGGCAAGCAAUGAAUUUGGCAAGGACUCCGCGGACGUUGAGAUCAUAGUGGUGGAUAAACCGACGCCGCCGGAAGGUCCUCUGACUUACACCGAAACCGCACCCGAACACAUCUCGCUGCAGUGGCUGCCACCUAAAGACGAUGGCGGGAGCGAAAUUACGGGUUACAUAAUUGAAUUCAGUGAGUUCGGCGUGGACGAUUGGAAGCCGGUGCCUGGCUAUUGCCCGAAAACCAAUUAUACGGUCAAGGGUCUGACGGAGGGCAAGAAAUACGUGUUCCGCGUGCGAGCGGAGAAUAUUUACGGCGUAUCUGAGCCACUAGAUGGCAAGCCCGUCAUCGCCAAGUCACCCUUCGAUCCACCAGGUGCGCCCAGUCAGCCCCAGGUGGUCGCCUACACACCCAACUCAGCCUCGCUCGAAUGGCAUCCGCCGGACUAUUGCGGUGGCAAACCCAUCUCCGGCUAUAUUGUGGAGCGACGCGAAAGGGGCGGCGAAUGGAUCAAGUGUAACAAUUACCCAACGCCAAAUACGAGUUAUACCGUACCCGAUCUGCGCGAGGGUGCUCGUUAUGAGUUCCGCGUAAUUGCCGUAAAUGAGGCGGGUCCGGGCAGUCCCUCAAAGCCCUCGGAGCCGAUGACAGCAGAGCUGCAACGCUAUCGACCCGACGCACCGGAGCCACCUAAACCGGAUCGCAUCACCAAGGAUAGUGUUACACUCUCGUGGCGACCGCCGCGAAACGAUGGCAAGUCCAAGAUCAAGGGCUACCAUCUGGAGAUGCGACCAAAGAAUGCCAAGGAUUGGAAACCCGUGAAUGAACUACCCAUCAACGGUACCGUUUACACCGUGCCCAAUCUGAAGGAGGGCGAAGAGUACUCGUUCCGCGUCAUAGCAGAGAACGAUGUGGGUCGCUCCGAUCCCUCGAAGCCAUCGCCACCGAUUACGAUUGAGGAGCAGCCGAACAAACCCUGCAUGGAUCUGGGCGGUGUCCGUGACAUUGUGUGCCGUGCCGGCGACGAUUUCAGCAUACACGUGCCCUACGUUGCCUUCCCCAAACCUACGGCUUCUUGGUACUCCAAUGAUAGAGUCCUCGAUGAUCUGGAUCCACGUAUGCAUCAGCAUUUGACGGACGAGGCUGCUUCGUUUGUGGUGAAGAACUCCAAGAGGACCGAUUCCGGUCAAUACAGAUUGCAGCUGAAGAAUCCCCAUGGCUUCGACACGGCUACCAUAAAUGUUAAGGUGCUAGAUCGACCGGGUCCGCCCACCAAUUUGCGUGCCGAUGAAUUUGCCGGCGAUUCAUUGACCCUCUACUGGAAUCCGCCAUGCGACGAUGGCGGCUCGCCCGUACAGAACUACAUAGUGGAGAAAAAGGAGGCGAGAUCCUCCACUUGGAGCAAGGUCAGCAGUUAUUGCACUGUGCCUUUUGUGCGGGUUCGCAAUCUGACCAUCGGGAAGGACUACGAUUUCCGUGUGAUUGCCGAGAACAAAUACGGGCAAUCGGAGCCGGCUGAGACAAGCGAACCGAUCCGUGCCCGCCAUCCCUUCGAUGUGCCCAAUGCACCGGGCAUUCCGCGAGGCAUCGACUCCACCGAGGAUAGCAUUACCAUUGCCUGGACGAAGCCCAAACACGAUGGCGGCUCACCGAUCACCGGCUACAUCAUCGAAAAGCGACUGCUCAGCGAGGACAAGUGGACGAAAGCGGUGCACGCCCUCUGUCCGGAUCUCAGCUGCAAGAUACCCAAUCUUAUCGAGAAUGCCGAGUACGAAUUCCGUGUAGCCGCUGUGAAUGCAGCGGGUCAAUCUCCGUUUAGUGCGUCGAGUGAUUUAAUCCCCUGCCGUCGUCCACCGCAUGCGCCCAAGAUUACGUCGGACUUGUCCAUACGGGACAUGGUGGUGAUUGCUGGCGAGGAGUUCCACAUCACCGUGCCCUACCAAGCCAAUCCUAGGCCCACACCAAACUGGAAUAUCAACGGAGUCGAUGUCAGUCCGGAUGAGCGGAUACGCUUCGAGACAGACGAUUAUAGUUCCGUGUACCACAACAACUGUGCCAAGCGGACGGAGACCGGCUCCUACACGAUUACGCUGACGAAUGCGAAGGGUUCGGAUACGGCGUCGUGCCAUGUGACCGUUGUGGACAGACCCGGUCCGCCCCAGGGACCCCUCAAUGCAUACGACAUUACGCCGGACACCUGCACGUUGGCGUGGAAAACACCGCUGGAUGACGGCGGUUCCCCGAUCACCAACUAUGUUGUGGAGAAACUGGAUGCCAGCGGCACCUGGGUGAAAGUCAGCAGCUUUGUGCGGAACACCCACUAUGAUGUGAUGGGUCUGGAACCGAAUCACAAAUAUCAUUUCCGUAUACGGGCGGAGAAUCAAUACGGCUUAUCGGAUCCCCUGGAAAUGCCAGAGCCGAUUACGGCCAAGCAUCAAUUUACGGUGCCCGACGAGCCCGGCCAGCCCAAGGUCAUCGAUUGGGAUUCGGGUAAUGUCACCCUGAUCUGGACACGACCCGUCAACGAUGGCGGCUCCCGCAUCCAAGGCUACCAGAUCGAGUACCGGGACGUGGUCAACGAUUCAGCCUGGAACACUUACGAGUAUCUCAUCAAGGACACCAAAUAUCAGCUCUAUAAUCUGACCAAUGGCAGUGAGUACGAGUUCCGGAUUAAAGCUAAAAAUGCUGCCGGAUUCAGUAAACCGUCGCCGCCCUCGAUGCGAUUCAAGCUGAAGGGCAAAUUCAAUGUACCCUCGCCGCCAGGCACGCCCCAGGUCACCAAGGUGGGAAAGAACUACGUCGAUCUCAAGUGGGAAAAGCCCACCAGUGAUGGCGGCUCUCGCAUCACCGGCUACAUCAUUGAGCGACGCGAUAUUGGCGGCGCUGUAUGGGUAAAGUGCAAUGAUUAUAAUGUUCUCGAUACGGAAUUCACCGUUAUCAAUCUGAUCGAAAUGGGUGACUAUGAGUUCCGUAUAUUCGCGGUGAAUGCCGCUGGACGUUCGGAGCCGAGUCUGUGCACGAUGCCGAUUAAGGUGUGCGAGGUGCUAGGCGGCGUCAAGCCGGAAUGGAUCAGCCGACUCCAAGAUCGGGUGGCGCCCUGCGGCAAGGAUUACACGCUCCAGUGUGCCGCAUCCGGCAAGCCAACGCCCACCUCCCGCUGGCUCAAGAAUGGCAAGGAAAUUCAGAUGCCCGCCGGUGGCCGGUUCACGUGCGACAGUCACGACGGCAUCUUCCGGCUGCACAUCACCAACGUGCUGUCCAGCGACGAUGGCGACUAUACGUGUGAAGCCAUCAAUUCGCUCGGAUUUGUGCACACCUCGGGUUAUCUGAAGAUCGGGGCACCGCCCAUCAUCAAUCGCUGUCCGAGCGAACUCUAUUUGCCGGAGGGCGACAAUACCAAGAUUAAGGUCUACUAUUCUGGUGAUCAGCCGCUCGCCGUGCGCAUCACCCGUAACAAUGAGCUCGUCUCGGAUGCGGCAAACGAGUCGCAUCUGAAGUACACCGUCUUCGAUGAUUAUGUUGCCAUCUUUAUCAGGGAUAUUGUGAAAUCAGAUGCGGGCAAUUAUCACGUUGAGCUGAGCAAUGAAUCAGGCUCGGCUACGGCUCCGAUUGAUGUGCGCAUAACGGGUCUGCCGUCGACGCCAGUGGGUCCCAUGGGCAUCUCCCACAUCAAUAAGCAUUCGUGCACCUUAACCUGGCGUCCGCCCAGCUACGAUGGCGGCCUGCGCAUCUCCCAUUAUGUUGUGGAGCGCAAGGAUAUAUCAUCGCCUCAUUGGAUAACCGUAUCCAGCACCUGCAAGGACACCAAUUUCAAUGUUCAAGGCCUAAUUGAGAAUCAGGAGUACAUAUUCCGUGUGAUGGCCGUGAACGAGAAUGGCAUGGGUCCUCCACUGGAGGGUUUGAAUCCGAUACGUGCCAAGGCGCCCAUUGAUCCACCAUCUCCUCCCGGCGUGCCGCAAAUCACAGAGAUUGGCGGAGAAUUUGCCCAUCUUGAAUGGGCCAAGCCCGAGUCUGAUGGCGGUGCUCAUGUCCAGGGCUACUGGGUGGACAAACGGGAACUUGGCAGCGAUACGUGGCAGCGAAUCAAUAAUAUUAUUCAGGCAACCAAUCAAAUCAAUUGCCACAAUCUCAUCGAGGGCAGGCAAUACGAAUUCCGUGUGUUUGCUCAAAAUAUAGCCGGACUCUCAAAAGAAUCCUCCGCUUCGCAGGCCGUCAAGAUCAUCGAUCCGAAGGCGGCGACGCCGCCACAAAUAGUGAAGCCUCUGCGCGAUGAGAACUGCAUACAGAAUCACAAUGCGCAGUUUACGUGCACAAUUACGGGCGUACCUCGACCCGUAAUCAGUUGGUACAAGGGCGCCCGUGAGAUAACGAAUGGGGCACGCUAUCACAUCUACUCCGAGGGCGACAAUCACUUCCUGCACAUUAACGAUGUGUUUGGCGAGGAUGCCGACGAGUAUGUUUGCCGUGCCGUAAACAAAGCGGGCGCCAAAUCGACACGGGCUGCUCUCGCCAUAAUGACCGCACCGAAGUUAAAUGUACCGCCUCGUUUCCGGGACACGGCGUACUUUGACAAAGGCGAGAAUGUGAUUGUUAAAAUACCGUUUACAGGCUUCCCCAAGCCACGCAUACACUGGGUGCGCGAGGGCGAGAAUAUCGAAUCGGGCGGACAUUAUAACGUGGAAGUGAAGGAGAGACACGCUGUACUCACCAUACGUGAUGGUUCACGCCUCGAUUCCGGCCCGUAUCGCAUUACGGCAGAGAACGAGCUCGGCUCUGACACGGCCAUAAUUCAAGUGCAGAUCAGCGAUCGACCAGAUCCGCCGAGAUUCCCGUUAAUUGAGAGCAUCGGCACCGACUCGCUCUCGCUGAGCUGGAAGGCGCCCAUCUGGGAUGGAGGUAGUAAUAUCACCAACUACCUCGUCGAGCGAAGAGAACAUCCCCUGUCCUCGUGGAUACGUGUUGGCAACACGCGCUUCACCUCAAUGGCUGUCAGCGGCUUGACGCCGGGCAAGGAAUACGAUUUCCGUAUAUUUGCGGAUAAUGUAUACGGUCGUUCCGAUUCCUCCGAGAUUAGCACGCUGAUCAAAACGAAGGAGUCGAUCAAGAAGAAACCCGCCGAACGCAAAUGGGAGCUGGAUGAGAAUGGCAAGCGUGUCAGGGGCAAGGCUGAUGGACCCAUCAAGGACUACGAUUCGUAUGUCUUUGACAUCUAUUCGAAAUUCGUGCCGCAAGCCGUUGAGAUAUCGCAACAGAGCGUCUACGAUAGAUACGAUAUUCUCGAGGAAAUCGGCACAGGCGCCUUUGGAGUUGUUCAUCGUUGUCGCGAACGCAGUACUGGCAACACAUUUGCCGCCAAAUUUAUACCCGUCUCGCAUACGGUUGAGAAGGAUCUGAUCCGGCGCGAAAUCGAUAUCAUGAAUCAGCUGCAUCACCAGAAACUAAUCAAUCUGCACGACGCCUUCGAGGACGACGACGAAAUGGUCCUGAUUCUCGAAUUCUUGUCCGGUGGCGAACUUUUUGAGCGCAUAACGGCUGAGGGUUAUGUGAUGACCGAGGCAGAAGUGAUUAACUAUAUGCGCCAGAUCUGUGAGGGAAUACGCCAUAUGCACGAGAAGAACAUCAUUCACUUGGACAUCAAGCCCGAGAACAUCAUGUGCCAGACACGGACCAGCACAAAUGUCAAACUGAUCGACUUUGGCCUCGCCACCCGUUUGGAUCCCAAUGAGGUGGUGAAAAUUACAACGGGUACGGCGGAAUUUGCUGCACCCGAAAUUGUGAAUCGGGAACCAGUCGGAUUCUACACGGAUAUGUGGGCAACGGGUGUGCUCGCCUAUGUCCUAUUGAGUGGACUAUCGCCAUUUGCUGGGGAUAAUGAUGUGCAAACUCUGAAGAACGUAAAGGCCUGUGACUGGGACUUUGAUGUGGAUGCUUUUAGGCAUAUAUCCGAGGAGGGCAAGGACUUUAUACGCAAACUGCUGCUUGCCAACAAGGAGAAACGGAUGACGGCACACGAGUGCUUGCUGCACCCGUGGCUGACUGGAGAUCAUAGCGAUCUGACACAGAAAAUUGCUCGUGAUCGUUACCUGGCGUAUCGCGAAAAGUUGCGCAAGAAAUACGCCGAUUUCGAGAAAUAUUUACUGCCCAUUGGAAGACUUUCGGAAUAUUCGGCGCUGCGCAAACUGCUCAUGGAGAAAUACAAGAUAUACGAUGCGGUCUUCGAUCGAAGGCAGGCAGCUCCUCGAUUCGUUAUACGACCAUCGUCCCAGUUCUGCUACGAGGGUCAAAGUGUCAAAUUCUAUUGCCGUUGCAUAGCAAUUGCGACGCCAACUUUGACCUGGUCGCACAACAACAUCGAGUUGAGACAGAGUGUUAAGUUUAUGAAACGAUAUGCUGGAGAUGAUUAUUAUUUCAUUAUAAAUCGCGUGAAAAUGGAUGAUCGCGGCGAGUAUAUAAUCAGAGCUGAGAAUCAUUAUGGCUCACGGGAGGAGGUCGUUUUCCUCAAUGUGCAUCCACUGCCCAAGGAACAGCCGAGAUAUCGCACCGAAUCGACACCGGUGCGUCGAAGGGAACCAUUGCCCUACACCUUCUGGCAGGAAGAGUCGGAAUCGGCGCCCAGCUUUACAUUCCUAUUGCGUCCACGUGUCAUGCAGGCCCGCGAUACCUGCAAGCUCCUCUGCUGCCUCAGCGGCAAGCCCGUACCAAGCGUGAAGUGGUUCAAGGAUGGCCGGGAACUCAGCAAAUACGAGUAUGCGAUGACCCACUCGGACGGUGUCGUCACCAUGGAGAUCAUCGAUUGCAAGCCAUCCGAUUCCGGCAAAUACACCUGCAAGGCCACCAAUUGCCACGGCACCGAUGAGACAGAGUGUGUCGUCAUUGUCGAAGGUGAAUGGGUAACGCCUGAGCAGGCAGAACUAGCACACAAUUUCCUUUACUCAGGAGAUCGCAAAUAUAUCGAGCAGCCCAUAAAGCCAGCUCCACCGCCAAUAAUAACCACAAGACAGUUCGCAUCGUCCAGCCAAUCGCAGCAGACAUCGAGCACUAGAACGGCGGCGGAUGGCAGAACUACCAGCACCAACGUAAGCAGCACAAGUUCCUCAACGACACAGAAUAGCAUUUCAGGCAAGAAGAAAUAUGCGGCCAGUACCUCCUCGCUGCAGACGCCAGGCAGCCCAACACGAUCUCGUAGUGCCACCAAAGAGCUAAUACUUCCACCCGACGAUUCCUUAAUGUGCAAACCGGAAUUCACGAAGCCGCUGCACGAUCUAACAAUUCGCGAUGGCGAACAGCUGGUUUUGACGUGUCACGUUAAGGGUGAUCCAGAGCCGCAAAUCACCUGGUCCAAGAAUGGCAAAUCCAUUUCCUCAUCGGAGAUUAUGGAUUUGAAAUAUAAGAAUGGCAUCGCGACGCUCACAAUUCACGAAGUUUUCCCGGAAGACGAAGGCAUUUUCACCUGCACUGCGACCAAUUCAAUAAGCGCGGUGGAAACUAAAUGCAAGCUAAGCAUUAAACCUUUGGACAAACAAUCGAGCAAGCGCCAAGCCACUGGCAACGAUCAGCCACCAAAAAUUGUAAGCCACUUGGAGUCGAGAUUUGUGAAAGAUGGCGAUGCGGUCACACUGGCCUGUCGCAUUAUCGGCGCCCAAAAGUUCGAUGUUGUCUGGCUGCACAACAACAAAGAAAUCAAGCCCAGCAAAGACUUCCAAUACACGAACGAAGCGAACAUUUAUCGCCUGCAAAUUGCCGAAAUAUUCCCUGAAGAUGGCGGCACCUACACCUGUGAAGCAUUCAACGAUGCCGGUGAAUCGUUUAGCACGUGCACAAUUAAUGUGACAGUGCCUGGCGAUGAACCCAAACAGCCGUCAUUUGUUAAAUUCCCCUUUUCUAUUUCCGUUGCCGCUGGUGAGAAUGCGACAUUUGAAUGUGAACUGGAUGGGGAACUGCUCACUUUGGCCUGGCUUAAGGAUGGCAAACCAAUCGAUGAAUCACGCAAUCGUUACUCGUUCACAAAGGAUGGUAAUCGUUACACGUUUGCCAUCACUAAAUGCACCCUGGACGAUGUCGGCCAAUAUCAGGCAAAGGCCGUUGCCAAAAAGGGUGAAAGCCUCUGCGCAUUCUCAGUGAAUGUGCUCAGCGCUGAAGCCUAAUUAAAAACAACUACCACAAACUUGAUUUUACAUUUUUGGCAUAUAAAUAUUUGUGUAAUUAGACUGCUCAUACAAACACACGCACGCACACACACACACACACACACACAUCUAUACAUAUGUAUAUAUGCUCAUGUGUGUAUCAUUUUAUAAGUAUUUCAUUCUACGCACAGCUGACAGACAUGCAUAAGAAAAAUGAGAGGGAGAGACGAUUAGCGGUACUCUUGUGUUUGUAUGUGUAAAUUAAAUACCUAUUUGUACUUUAGAGUUAAACGAAAUAAUAUUGCCAAAAUACUA